CCAGUCUCACUCAUUCUAACCCAACACCAUGGCUCUAUCAGAGUCUAAGACCGAGCUAUGGGACCUGGAUAUCAGUGUGAUCCAGCCAGAGGGGAAAGGUCCAGGUCCAGCCACAGAUGGAACCAGCGGUACCAAGCCAUUCAGGGGUGCGUUCGAACGUUAUGUCCAGCCCUGUCUGGCAGAGCUGCUGGGUUCAUCUCUGUUUAUCUUUGUGGGGUGUCUGUCGGUGAUCGAGAACACGGAGGGCACCGGGAGGCUGCAGCCGGCCCUGGCACAUGGCCUGGCCCUGGGCAUCGUCAUCGCCGUGCUGGGUGAGAUCAGGUACGGCUGGGGGACCCCCUGGAGGUUGGUGGUGAGAGGCUGGAAGGUGAUAGCCUGGUAAUAGAUCUGUUUGUGUUGUAUAGCCAAGCUCUCUGGCCGUGAUAUGGUAUAGGUUUUGGGACUAGGCUGGGAAGUUGAUGCUCAGGAGUUCAAACGUUAGCAGAGUAAGAGAAGAGUCUGUGCCUAAGCUUUCAACAUGCAGUAUGUUGGUGUGUAAGAGAUAAAAAACGCACAACAGAAUGUUAUUAUCACACUUGCAUCAUUUUGAUCAGGCAAUUUACAUUAGCAUUUUUUCUUACUUAGGUAUUAUGGUUUUAUUGUUGCUACAUGCCUCUAUAUUUAAAAUGGUUUGUCUUGUUUUCUAAAUGAUGUGCCUCAUCUAAAAAAAACUAUUGGGAACUAUUUCAAAUAAAAUAACUUAAUUAAAAUGUAUUACGGUAAUUCAUUUAUUCAAUGUCUCUCUCUGCAGUGGGGGGCACUUCAACCCAGCAGUGUCUGUGUCUGUGUUUCUGAUCGGGGGUCUCAACAUCAUACUGCUGGUCCCCUACAUACUGGCUCAGAUGUGUGGAGGGAUGAUAGGGGCGGGACUAGCCAAGGUGGGUACCCCUCUGUAGCCUACUAAAAUGUGAGUUGCACUGUUUCUACUAGUACUAACUUGGUAUUUAAUUGGAUUUGAAUUUAAAUGUUUUUCUUUCUUAUUAUUGAAAUUGAAAACAUAAAUGUAUACAUAUACAUUUAUUUCACUUUAAUAUGAAAUUAUUUGGUAACGAUGUGUACUUUCUAGUACUAACAUCCAAUAAUUCAAUAUACAGUGGGGGAAAAAAGUAUUUAGUCAGCCACCAAUUGUGCAAGUUCUCCCACUUAAAAAGAUGAGAGAGGCCUGUAAUUUUCAUCAUAGGUACAGUGAGGGAAAAAAGUAUUUGAUCCCCUGCUGAUUUUGUACGUUUGCCCACUGACAAAGACAUGAUCAGUCUAUCAUUUGAAUGGUGGGUUUAUUUGAACAGUGAGAGACAGAAUAACAACAAAAAAAUCCAGAAAAACGCAUGUCAAAAAUGUUAUCAAUUUAUUUGCAUUUUAAUGAGGGAAAUAAGUAUUUGACCCCUCUGCAAAACAUGACUUAGCACUUGGUGGCAAAACCCUUGUUGGCAAUCACAGAGGUCAGACAUUUCUUGAAGUUGGCCACCAGGUUUGCACACAUCUCAGGAGGGAUUUUGUCCCACUCCUCUUUGCAGAUCUUCUCCAAGUCAUUAAGGUUUCGAGGCUGACGUUUGGCAACUUGAACCUUCAGCUCCCUCCACAGAUUUUCUAUGGGAUUAAGGUCUGGAGACUGGCUAGGCCACUCCAGGACCUUAAUGUGCUUCUUCUUGAGCCACUCCUUUGUUGCCUUGGCCGUGUGUUUUGGGUCAUUGUCAUGCUGGAAUACCCAUCCACGACCCAUUUUCAAUGCCCUGGCUGAGGGAAGGAGGUUCUCACCCAAGAUUUGACGGUACGUGGCCCCGUCCAUCGUCCCUUUGAUGCGGUGAAGUUGUCCUGUCCCCUUAGCAGAAAAACACCCUGCAAAGCAUAAUGUUUCCACCUCCAUGUUUGACGGUGGGGAUGGUGUUCUUGGGGUCAUAGGCAGCAUUCCUCCUCCUCCAAACACGGCGAGUUGAGGUAAUGCCAAAGAGCUCGAUUUUGGUCUCAUCUGACCACAACACUUUCACCCAGUUCUCCUCUGAAUCAUUCAGAUGUUCAUUGGCAAACUACAGACGGGCCUGUAUUUGUGCUUUCUUGAGCAGGGAGACCUUGCGGGUGCUGCAGGAUUUCAGUCCUUCACGGCAUAGUGUGUUACCAAUUGUUUUCUUGGUGACUAUGGUCCCAGCUGCCUUGAGAUCAUUGACAAGAUCCUCACGUGUAGUUCUGUGCUGAUUCCUCACCGUUCUCAUGAUCAUUGCAACUCCACGAGGUGAGAUCUUGCAUGGAGCCCCAGGCCGAGGGAGAUUGACAGUUCUUUUGUGUUUCUUCCAUUUGUGAAUAAUCGCACCAACUGUUGUCACCUUCUCACCAAGCUGCUUGGCGAUGGUCUUGUAGCCCAUUCCAGCCUUGUGUAGGUCUACAAUCGGGUCCCUGACAUCCUUGGAGAGCUCUUUAGUCUUGGCCAUGGUGGAGAGUUUGGAAUCUGAUUGAUUGAUUGCUUCUGUGGACAGGUGUCUUAUAUAAAGGUAACAAGCUGAGAUUAGAAGCAUUCCCUUUAAGAGUGUGCUCCUAAUCUCAGCUCGUUACCUGUAUAAAAGACACCUGGGAGCCAGAAAUCUUUCUGAUUGAGAGGGGGUCAAAUACUUAUUUCCCUCAUUAAAAUGCAAAUCAAUUUAUAACAUUUUUGACAUGCGUUUUUCUGGAUUUUUUUGUUGUUAUUCUGUCUCUCACUGUUCAAAUAAACCUACCAUUAAAAAUAUAGACUGAUCAUUUCUUUGUCAGUGGGCAAACGUACAAAAUCAGCAGGGGAUCAAAUACUUUUUUCCCUCACUGUACACGUCAACUAUGACAGACAAAUUGAGGAGAAAAAAUCCAGAAAAUCACAUUGUAGGAUUUUUUAUGAAUUUAUUUGCAAAUUAUGGUGGAAAAUAAGUAUUUGGUCACCUAAAAACAAGCAAGAUUUCUGGCUCUCACAGACCUGUAACUUCUUCUUUAAGAGGCUCCUCUGUCCUCCACUCGUUACCUGUAUUAAUGGCACCUGUUUGAACUUGUUAUCAGUAUAAAAGACACCUGUCCACAACCUCAAACAGUCACACUCCAAACUCCAUUAUGGCCAAGACCAAAGAGCUGUCAAAGGACACCAGAAACAAAAUUGUAGACCUGCACCAGGCUGGGAAGACUGAAUCUGCAAUAGGUAAGCAGCUUGGUUUGAAGAAAUCAACUGUGGGAGCAAUUAUUAGGAAAUGGAAGACAUGCAAGACCACUGAUAAUCUCCCUCGAUCUGGGGCUCCACGCAAGAUCACACCCCGUGGGGUCAAAAUGAUCACAAGAACGGUGAGCAAAAAUCCCAGAACCACACGGGGGGACCUAGUGAAUGACCUGCAGAGAGCUGGGACCAAAGUAACAAAGCCUACCAUCAGUAACACACUACGCCGCCAGGGACUCAAAUCCUGCAGUGCAAGACGUGUCCCCCUGCUUAAGCCAGUACAUGUCCAGGCCCGUCUGAAGUUUGCUAGAGUGCAUUUGGAUGAUCCAGAGGAGGAUUGGGAGAAUGUCAUAUGGUCAGAUGAAACCAAAAUAGAACUUUUUGGUAAAAGCUCAACUUGUCGUGUUUGGAGGACAAAGAAUGCUGAGUUGCAUCCAAAGAACACCAUACCUACUGUGAAGCAUGGGGGUGGAAACAUCAUGCUUUGGGGCUGUUUUUCUGCAAAGGGACCAGGACGACUGAUCCGUGUAAAGGAAAGAAUGAAUGGGGCCAUGUAUCGUGAGAUUUUGAGUGAAAACCUCCUUCCAUCAGCAAGGGCAUUGAAGAUGAAACGUGGAUGGGUCUUUCAGCAUGACAAUGAUCCCAAACACACAGCCCGGGCAACGAAGGAGUGGCUUCGUAUGAAGCAUUUCAAGGUCCUGGAGUGGCCUAGCCAGUCUCCAGAUCUCAACCCCAUAGAAAAUCUUUGGCGGGAGUUGAAAGUGCGUGUUGCACAGCGACAGCCCCAAAACAUCACUGCUCUAGAGGAGAUCUGCAUGGAGGAAUGGGCCAAAAUACCAGCAACAGUGUGUGAAAACCUUGUGAAGACUUACAGAAAACGUUUGACCUGUGUCAUUGCCAACAAAGGGUAUAUAACAAAGUAUUGAGAAACUUUUGUUAUUGACCAAAUACUUAUUUUCCACCAUAAUUUGCAAAUAAAUUCAUUAAAAAUCCUACAAUGUGAUUUUCUGGAUUUUUUUUCUCAUUUUGUCUGUCAUAGUUGACGUGUACCUAUGAUGAAAAUUACAGGCCUCUCUCAUCUUUUUAAGUGGGAGAACUUGCACAAUUGGUGACUGACUAAAUACUUUUUUCCCCCACUGUAUAGUAUUUGGUAACUACCUGGUAGGCCUACUGUCAUAAAGACUAUGUAAACAUUAGGAAAAUAUUCUCUAGAUAUUUCACACUUUCAGCAGUUUGAUCGUCCCAUAAUACACAACACUUCUACAUUCCACACUUAUCCUAACAGUAUGAUCAUCCUCAUCCUGUCAACACUUCAGAUAUGGAUCAUGACAAUAAUCGCUUUCUACACCUACACUGCUCUUCUCCUGGCUGCUAUCAGGACAGUAAAAUGAUAAAGCAAUUGAAGUCCAUGAGGGUUGAGUGACCAGGCAGUCACCCACUUUACUCUAUUGGCAGUCAUUUACAUGUACAGUAUCUGUAGAGCUGAACAAGGGUGAGUUGAGUCUGUGUUUAACCACCUUGUAAAGUCAAGAGCUUGUUGGUCAUUACCCAGCUAGCACAUUAGGUUCCUUGGAAGUUGUGGGAACAUACAUUUUUGGUUUCCCAUUGGUUCUGGGAAUGAAGCCAUAUGUUUCCUGACCGGUAAAAUUUGGAACAUUUCUUAACACUCUCGGAACAAUUUGAGAACAUGGCUUUAAAUAGAACCAUGGAGGAAACCUGUAAGAAACAUUAUGCAGAAGGACUGAAAUUCCCCCAAAAUAACAUUGUUUCUUAACGUUCUCUGAACUAUUUGAGAACAUUCCUAAUGUCAAACCAGUUGGAGAACGUUCCUAUAACAUUACCAACAUUUUAGUUAAAUGUAACCAUGUUUGAACUUUAAGGAAACGUUUUGUAAAAGUAAUGAAAUACCAAGAAAUGUCAAGUUCCUUAAAUGUGCUGAGAAUGUUCCAAAGUCAAGCAACCAUCCUGCACCAUUCCCAUAAAGUUGUGAGAAGGUUGUAUGCAAAAUAACCAUAGGACAACCACGCUCUCACCAAGCUCUAAGAAAGAUAUGGUUCUCAGAACGUUAUGUGCUAGCUGGGUAUGCAUCACCUGACCAACACAUGAUAGUAUCUCAUUGAGAGUGGAAGAAAUGGACUGCAAGAUGUCUAGAAAAUAACACAGAUAUACACUUUACCUAUCUAUUGCUGUGUUGUGUCUCAAUAUAUAUAUAUAUAUAUAUAUAUAUAUAUAUAUAUAUAUAUAUAUAUAUAUAUAUAUAUAUAUAUAAAUAUAUAUAUUUUUUAUCAUACUUGAAAAGACAAACUCUGAACAGAGGUAGAAUAUGAAAGUAGCAGUCGAUAAGCAAAUGUUAAAUAAUGUUCUUCUGUAUCUGAACCUAUACUUUUCUCCCUACAGAUCCUAUAUUAAUAUCAGUAAUAUCUCCUUCUCCAGGUGAUUUCCCCAGCCAUGAACUAUGCCAAAGUUUCAGGGGCAGCAUUCAACACAGUGCAGGCAGACACCCAGAUAGUACCGGCCACGGUGGCAGAGGUGAUCAUGACUCUGUUCCUGACGAUGGUGGUGUGUAUGGGGGCCGUGAAUGGACGCACCCGCAGCCUGCUGGCCCCUCUCUGCAUUGGGCUGACCGUGACUGCAGACAUCCUGGCUGGGUGAGGACCCAUGGGAUAGAAGUUGUGGGGUGAGGUGGGUGGGGUGAUUGUGGAGUGGAGUAGAUUGAUGUAAGGUGUGCGGGUAGAGGAUAGGAUGGGAGGAGGGCUGGAAAGGUUUGACAAAUUAGCCUAGAGAAAUACUGUACUGUACAUUCUGCAGGACAACUUUUCAGGAACAAACAUAGAGACGUUUGAUGUAAUGGCCUACCUUUGUACAGUAUAGUUAACUUCCACUGAGAUAAAUCCCUGUAUACUACCAAUAAAACAGUACACCACAAUACACCCCCAACUGUGUACCGUAAGUCACCACAUACUCUAUCAUUCAUUCAUGGAUCACUUUUAUAUCAUGUCCUCUACAGGGGAGCGGUGUCUGGGGCAUGUAUGAACCCAGCUCGUGCCUUUGGACCAGCCGUGGUGGCCAACUACUGGAGCUACCACUGGAUCUACUGGGUGGGACCCAUGUCUGGAGCCCUGCUAACCGCCAGCUUCAUACGGUACUGUACAGCUCUGAUCUUCUGGGGCCUGGAUACCUGGCUGUUUACAUCAUUGUCCUGUUUGGUUUUAAACAGAAACAGACUGGAUCCCAGGCUACUAUUGAAACACUUUGUUGGGGAAAUCAGCCUUAAUCUUUGUUCUUGAAAUGACCAUUAAUAGAAAAAUAAUUAUCCAACUGGAGCUCCAUAGAUUAGAAUGGAAUAUAUUUACUAUUGAAUGGAAGUUUCCUACACAAGGUGCAAGUGUGGGGAUUAGAAGCCUUGUCUGACAUAAAUUCUUGCAAAUCCGUAAGAGAAUCCACCACCACCAUACAGGGAUAUGUUGUCUUGUGCGAUAAAGCACUGUAUCCUAACAUGGCUGUUAGACAGGGCUGUUUGUCCUCAACUUGAUGAACAUUAAGUUAAAUAAAUAAAAAAUAGAAACUAACUGUCCCUCUAAAAUCAAUGGCUAAAGAUGUGAUGGAAAGUUACUCUUACAUUGGGUGCUUAUAUACAAUACUUCAGUCUAGAGUCGUUAACCUAGUUUUAACAAUGUGUGGAUUUGACACCUUUUUAUCUUGAUAUUCCUUGUUAAAGUAUUGUGUUGUCUAAGACAUAUUUUUAGGAAUUAUUUACAUUUAUGGUAAAAAAAAAAAUAAUAAUUACAAAAAAAAUGUGUGGAACCAACAAUGUGUCGAGUGAUGUUACAUUCAACAAUUCUGUAUUAUUUUGAUGGUGUUUUUUCAAUUUUCAGAUUACUGCUUGGGGAUGAGAAAACCCGAGUUCUCUUGAGGUGAUACAGAUGUAGGUUUCUAGUUCAAGUCCAUUCAAACAUCAAUUUCCAAAAUCCACAUAAAUUCGAACAGUAUUUUUGUAUUGCUAUUUCCAUGUGUCUUAGUUUAAAAUAAUCGUACCAAUUCAACUUUAUUGUAUACCGGUAUAUAUGAUGAUCAUCUAUUGUCCAUAAAUGUAAUGUAUUUUAUUCAAUUCCAUUUGUAUAAAUUAAUUUCUGUACAUUAAAUAUUGCAUUGCAUAUUUAUUUAUAUGAAUGAUGCCUUUAGACAUAGUAAAAGUUACUUCUGGCCAAUAUUCUGUGUUUUAUAUUGCCACCUUUUGGUGAUGUGCUGAACUACAGCCUUGCAUUGGUCUGACUCUCACUUGUUCUGUGAUACAACCUUCCAUAUGCAUCAUGCCUUUUCACUGAUUAUCUGCACACAGACAUCCAGAUACUAGCCACAUUAGAUAACAUUGAUUUUUACACUGUAAUUGCUAUUUUGACUGAAAGUCUAGCAGGAUCUGUCAUGAUAUGAGUGUCUCAGCCAUAGAAAUAUAAUUACUAGAAAGGACAUAGCCCAUCAGACUACCGGUCCUCCCAUUAUGGCCUCAUUGACUUGAAUGGGGACCACUCUUCUAGUAAUUAUAUUUAUAUGGCAGACACUCAUUUGAGACAGUAGUAUGUGAACAUUCAAAAAUGAUGCAGUGAAGAUUCAAGAAAUGAAGUAUAAACGUGUACAACACAGCAGAGGCAUCGUCAUGUCCAUUUAUUGAUUUGUACUUUGGAAAUGUAGAAGAUACUGUUUCUUUCAUGCGCAAUUAAUACAAAUUAAUUAUUCAAUUAAUUCAUUAAUUCCAUUAGUGCCCCCUCAAUAAUAAGUACAUACAUGAUGCCUGUAAGCGCAGUAACAGUCUGAUUUUGCCACAUUCUACACAUUUACAAUGUCAAUUUAGCACCUGUUAUUUGCUGAUGGGUGGGUCUACCAUUUAGGACAAAUAAGAUAUUAUGCUAAAGUGUAAAAAGCCAAUUUCAUUGGAUUGUCUUUCACUCCCUUCAGAGAUAACAGCAGCAGACUUUGCACAGGUGCAGACCUUGGUCAAACUGUCUAGUUUUAAUGUUUUAUCUUAUCUAGCGGGGACUGGACAACAUCAAUGACCUAUGUAUGAUUAAUACAAGCAGGUUAACCAAGAUUACACUUUUUUGCUUGGCCUGGAAAUCUAGAACGUUCUGUCUCGUAGUAGGCUGCUGUAUUAACAAAGUAACAAAAUGAGUUCUUUAUUUAAAUUGUUAAAAGAUGUCAUAAUGAUAUUGACAUAUGCUCUAUGCUGAAAAUAUUGUUUUCAAAUCAGUGCCAACAAAGCAUCUGUCUGCUUGAUGAUUACUAUACUUUUAUACUGUAAACUCGUUGUCUGGUUGUCUGUUGUACUGUGUUCACUAGAGUAAACUGCCUUGGAUUAAUCAUAAAAUGAAUAUCAGUGUCAAAGAGUCCAUCAUUGCUCAAUGGAGCGAUUCAAUUUUAUGCUCUCUCUCUCUCUCUCUCUCUCUCUCUCUCUCUCUCUCUCUCUGUCUCUCCACUCUCUAUCUCGCCCUCUCGUUCUUUGAACUUACCAAAGUUCAAGUGAUUAGCAACGCAAAAAGGUAGAUAUUUUGACACACACCUGCGGACAUUAUCGCCAGUGCUGCACUGUAACUCUAGAUACAAAGACGCCUCUCUCUCAUCUAUUCUCUCUACAAACUCCUCCAUUCUCUCUCUCUCUCUCUCUCUCUCUCCAAACUACUCCAUUUACUCUAUAUCUCUCUCCUCUAUUCUCUCUCUCUCUCCUCUAUUUUAUCUCUAUCUCUCCAAACUCCUCUCCACUAUGACAGAAGAGACGAUGGAACUGCGUGACGUUGGGACAUCCCUGAUGGCAUCAGACUCUAAGAAAGCACUGGUCAAGCCUCACAACAAGUUGGAGCGCCUGGUCCAGCCGUGCUGGUGGGGACCAUGUUCUUUGUGUUCAUCGGCUGUGUGUCGGUCAUAGAGAACGUGGAGGCAGCAGGGAGGCUGCAGCCAGCUCUUGUCCAUGGUCUGGCUGUGGCGGUCAUGGUGGCUUGCAUGGCAGAGAUCAGGUGAGGAGAUGGGUCUGUGUUUUUAUAUACAGUGUAUUGACACACUGUCUCACUGUACUGUAAGCUGUUUUGGAUAAAAGUGUCUGCAAAGUGUCACAUAUUACAUUACAGUGUUGUACUUUGGUCUCCUUUUGAGAUGAACGUUAAUAAUUUGUUUUCAAUAGAGCAUUUAUAUUUCUCAUGAACAGUAUUUUGUGUGCUAUAUAUGAGUGUAAUGAAUGUAUUUGAGUGCAAUGCAUGCUCGUUAUUCCAUCAUAUUGGCAGUGUUCUAUAUUGUUUCAAUAUUCGGGUCAAAAUACUGAAAACAUAUACGGCGUGGAAAACCCAUAAGUCCCAUAUUAUUUUUGUGGUGAUUAUGUGUUUCUUCGUCGUGUGCAGAGUUAAAAAACAAGGUUGUAAAACCAUUCUCAUUCCAGCGAGUGCCAUUCAACUCAUAAACAGUGGGCAUUAUGGUGUAAUGUGUUACGAUUUCACAGAUGCACCUGACACAUAUCCCAAGUUUAUAAAGAAACUGUGACUCCAUUCAUAUUGUUAUUCCUAAUAAUUGAGUGAACAUAUUAACAAUGUCUAAUCAAUAUCUAAAGCCAAUCUCCUUGAACUGAUACAAAGGUGAAAGUCUGAAGUUGUGGGUGUGUAAUGUAAAACUGUGAAAUAUACUCGUAAAACCCAACCCUCCUGGGCUAUCUGACCUUUCUUCUGCUAUUUCUCUCUGACCUCCACAGCGGCUCCCAUUUUAACCCCCCGUUUACCAUGGCGAUCUACCUGUGUGGAGGCAUGAAGCUGAAUAUGGUGGUGCCCUACCUCAUCAGUCAGCUCAUAGGGGGUGUGAUAGGUGCUUCUAUGUCAAAGGUUGGGGUUAAACCUGAUAUCAGGGCAUUUGCAUGCCGUCAAGGCAUUUCAUUGGUUCCCCUAUCCAUUCCACUCCCCAUCAGAGCACUUGAUAGUCGACCAUUAGGGUCCGGGUUGGUUAAGGAGGUUACUGUACCAGUCACCAUGAUUAAACAGGAGACGCAUGUUGAGCAUAUCACUUUUUUGAUUAUUGAGUCUGCUGUUUACCCUGUAGUCUUAGGUAUUCCGUGGUUAGCCCUUCACAACCCCAAUUUUUCAUGGCCGCAGAGGGUUCUUACGGGGUGGUUGCGUGAGAGUCCGGGUAGGUGUCUAGGUGUUUCCGUUGGCGCGACCACAGUGGAAAGUCCAGACGGUACCCCCACCGUGGUCAUUCCACCCGAAUGCCAUGAUCUGGCACUCACGUUUUUCCAAGAUGCAAGCGACUAAAUUACCACCUCAUCGGGAGGGGGAUUGCGUGAUAAACCUUCGGGUAGACGCUGUACCUCCCAGGAGUCAUGUGUAUCCCCUGUCGCAGGCUGAAACGGAGGCUAUGGAAACAUACGUCACCGAGUCCCUGCGCCAGGGGUAUAUAUACGUCCCUCCACUUCACCUGCUUCCUCAAGUUUCUUCUUUGUGAAGAAGAAAGAUGGCAGUUUACGCCCGUGCAUUGAUUAUCAACCACUGAAUAAGGUGACGGAACGAUUUAGUUAUCCUCUUCCCCUCAUUCCUUCAGUGAUUGAGUCAAUGCAUGGGGCCCAUCUUUUCACCAAAUUAGACCUCAGGAGUGCCUACAACCUGGUGCGUAUUCGGGAAGGGGAUGAGUGGAAAACAGCAUUCAGCACAACCUCGGGGCAUUAUGAAUACCUGGUGAUGCCCUACGGUUUGAUGAAUGCUCCAUCCGUUUUCCAGUCCUUUGUGAACGAGGUGUUUCGGGACAUGCUUGGUCGCGGUGUGGUGGUCUACAUCCUGGUGUAUUCCACUACACGCGCAGAGCAUGUGUCCCUGGUUCGCAAGGUACUGGUCCGACUGCUGGAGAAGUAUCUUUAUGCCAAGGCAGAGAAGUGUGAGUUUUUCCAGCAGUCAAUCUCCUUCCUCGGAUGCCGCAUUACUACCACAGGUGUGGAGAUGGAGGGAGAUUUUCAGCCGUGCGUAAUUGGCUGACUCCAACCACGGUGAAGGAGGUGCAGCGCUUCCUUGGCUUUGCCAACUACUAUCGGAGGUUUAUUCGGGGCUUUGGCAAGGUCGCAACUCCCAUUACCUCCUUGUUGAAGGGUGGGCCGUCCCGGCUCCGCUGGUCUGCUGAGGCUGAUUUGGCCUUCAGUAGAUUGCGGGGUCUGUUCACCUCAGCCCCGGUACUGGCUCACCCCGAUUCAUCACUACCGUUCGUAGUGGAGGUGGAUGCGUCCGAGGUAGGGAUAGGUGCUGUCUUAUCCCAACGCUCGGGCACGCCACCCAAGCUCCGCCCCUGUGCCUUCUUUUCGAAGAAGCUCAGCUCGGCGGAGCAGAACUACGGCGUUGGUGAUCGGGAGCUGCUGGCUGGGGGUCUCGGUCAGCCUGACCUCUGGAUUUCACUCCGAGAGUAAUGGGCAGGUGGAAAGGGUGAAUCAAGAUGUGGGUAGGUUCCUGCGGACCUACUGUCAGGACCGGCCGGGGGAGUGGUCGGUGUUCCUGCCAUGGGCAGAAUACGCUCAGAACUCUCUCCGCCACUCCUCCACUAACCUAACACCCUUACAAUGUGUUUUGGGUUACCAACCGGUCCUGGCACCGUGGCACCAGAGCCAGACCGAGGCUCCUGCGGUGGAUGACUGGUUUCAGCGCGCAGAGGAGACUUGGGACGCUGCCCACGUUCGCCUCCAGCGCGUCGUCAGAAGGGUCUGGCUCUCGACCCGGAAUCUACCCCUCCGCCUGCCCUGCCGGAAGCUGAGCCCGCGGUUUGUGGGGCCGUUUAAAGUCCUGAGGAGGAUAAACGAGGUUACUUACAGGUUGUUACUCCCCCCUGAUUACCGUAUUAACCCCUCGUUUCAUGUGUCUCUCCUGAGGCCGGUGGUAGCUGGUCCGCUCCAGGAGUCUGAGGUGCGGGAGGUUCCUCCACCUCCUCUGGACAUCGAGGGGGCCCUGGCGUACUCGGCCCGUUCCAUACUGGAUUCGAGGCGUCGGGUGGUGGGCCUUCAGUAUUUCGUGGAGUGGGAGGGUGCGGUCCGGAGGAACGGUGCUGGGUCCCAAGGAGGGACAUCCUCGAUCCCUCCCUGUUGAGGGAUUUCCACCGUCGCCAUCCGACUCGCCCUGCUCCGUGUCCUCCUGGCCGUCCCCGGCACACUGCUGGAGCCGCGCGUCAAGGGGGGGGGGGGGGGGGGGGGGGUACUGUCACGACUUCCGCCGAGGCUGCCUCCCCUCCUUGUUCGGGCAGGUUUCGGCGUUCGUCGUCACCGGCUUACUAGCUACUGCCGAUCCCAUUCUCAUCACUCCACUUGUCAUGUCUUGUCAAACACAUACACCUGGUGCUCAUUCCCUUAAUUAGUAUGUGUAUAAGUGUUCCCUCUGUUCCCCUUGUCUUUGUGAGUGAUUGUUUCAUUGUUUUUAUUGCCAAGGUGGAAUAUUUCGUUUUGACGCUGGGUGCGUUUUAUUUAUGUAAACGGAAUAAACUCUGGACUUCGGUGUUUUACCUCCUGCGCCUGACUCCUUCAUUCACACCUCUUCACAGGAGGUAUAAUUUUGUCUUGCACCUUGAAAUAAUUUGAAAUGCAGAAUUUUUUUGGGGGGGGAUUGAAUCAAAUCAAAACUGAUGCAAAAAAUAUAUAUAUUCACAGCUACAGUGAUUAGAUAUGCAGACAACAGACAUGACCCCAGUUUAGCUCAUCAGACAAUUAAUUGGGUUUUUGUAGUAGUAUAAUGACACCACUGCCAGUAAAUGAACCUGAAUCCAUUGUUCCUCAGCUGAUGACCACAACAGAGAACUACUCCAAGGCCCAGGGGGCAGCGUUUGCCCUGCUGCAGUCACAAGAUCAGCUGUGGGGGGCUCUGUUUGGGGAGAUGGCCAUGACCUGCCUGGUCACCAUGGUGGUGCUGCUGGGGGCGGUCAACGCCAAGAGUAGCAGCCCCAUGGUGUCCUUCAUGGUGGGCUGCACUGUCAUCAUCAACAUCCUGGCUGGGCGAGUUACUGAAAGGGCCAAGAGUGGAGUUUUUCCAUUGUAAGGUGGAAUUUUCUUUACUGUAACUAAGCACCAAGUUUUUCCUGGCUACAUGACCUGGUCAGGUCUUGCUAUAGGGUUACUAGGGCCUGGAGGUUUUCCUGGGCCUGGUACAAGUAAUUCCUAAAAAAACAGUUUGUUCUCUUAAUAAUCAACCUGGAUAGAUAAUGUUUGGAAAAAGUUGAUUUGAAGGUUUGAUUAUUAACUAUUUAUAAACCACUAUUAUAUAAUUUGUUACCUAUUAAAUAGAGUUUGUUAUAAAUGAUUUACAUGGACUUAACUUGCAUUAUCAUACACUGUUUAUAAAUAUAUAAACAAAUGAUAUACUGAUUUAUAAAAUGUUAACUAAUGAUGAACAAAGAAAUAAUGAAUGAUAAACAGACGUUCAAAUGAAGUUGCUAUCAACGUUUACAUCCACAACUGAAGAUAUGGAACAGCCACUGCUAAAAUGUGCAUUCUUGUGACAUACAGAUUAGAUCAUCAUUUUAGAUAGGUAGUUCAGAUAACACGUUUAUUACAUUGCUAUUAUGGCCUUCUGGGCAUUUCUAAGUCAUGUAUUUACUGUUCCCACACUACACCAUGAGAUUAUAGCAAAACAUGAAAUACUUGUUAUCUCAACCUUUAGUUUCAUAACAUCAUGGGUAGAGAUACAGCACAUGGUUGUUUUGAUGGACAUGAUUCUGCUGCAUACCUGGAGAUAAUAACGCUUUCUACUAUCAUGGUUCUAAUACUCUUUGCUGUUAUUAUUUCUCCAGUGGAGAUGUGUCUGGAACCUGUCUGAACCCGGCCAGAGCCCUGGGUCCUGCUAUAGUGGCCAACUACUGGACCUACCACUGGGUUUACUGGGUAGGACCUAUAACUGGUGGACUGGUGGCUGCUGCACUGGUCAGGUGAGGAUAGGCUACACAGAGAUCCUACUAAAUUACUUCUAAGAUGUCAUUCAAUGAGGCUACGUCCCAGACAGAAUAGUCUGGUUCAGCAGCUAUACUGUAAAAAUGCAUAUGAGACUGUGCAGGAUGAUGCAUGGAGAAACUGAAGUAUGUGCCCACCAUUUCACUGUAUGUGUUUUCUCAUGUGCCUCAAUGUGUAGUCUUAUUAUUACUGAUGUGAAAGCGAGCAUACUGAAUUAUGAUCUAUAAUGUCACAAUAAUACAUAAUCUUUAUAACCUCUUAUGUUAGCUGUUUAUUUUUCAGACUACUGCUUGGAGAUAGGAAGACACGUAUUCUCAUGAAGUAAUACCAUAUGUCGAGUUGAUAGGUCUGAGAUUACCACUGUUGUUACAGAUAUUAUCACCAUUAUUGCUAUAUUAUCACCAUUAUUGUUAUAUUAUCACCAUUGUUGUUGCAUAUUUUAUCACCAUUAUUAUCCUAAUUAAAAUCAUUCAAUUCUAAAAUAAUAAUUUCCCAGUAUAUUUUGGGGAAACUAUUUUCCUGUGACUGUUUGAGAUUAAAAGCUUUUUAUAAAAAAAGUGACAAGCUAUUGUCAACCAUGUAUUUUUAACAUACACUUAGUGUACAAAAUAUUAAGAACACCUGCUAUUUCCAUGACAUAGACUGACCAGGUGAAAGCUAUGAUCCCUUAUUGAUGUCACUUGUUAAAUCCACUUCAGUCAGUGUAGAUGAAGGGGUGGAGACAGGUUAAAGAAGGAUUUUUAAGCCUUGAGACAAUUGAGACAAAGAUUGUAUGUGUGCUAUUCACAGGGUGAAUGGGCAAGAAAAAAUAUUUAAGAAAGUGAUCUUAAUGUUUUGUACACUGAGUGUAUAUCAGUCAAGUUAUUCUCAGCAUGGAACAGUUUGUGUCAAGGACUGACUUUUGCAAACACCCAGAUACUUUGGAAAUAUUAGAAAUGUGGUUAUCACUCUCUGUCGGAUACUGAGACUAAAUUUCAGCAUUCCAUUUUAGAAGACCAACAAAAUAAUGGCUGAAUGCAGAACAUUAUGUAGAAAAGAACGUGGAAAAGCAAACUGAAUUUCCAACCAGGUGUGUUGUGUAUGGAGGGCUUCACCACUUUGUAAAACUUUGGCCCAACUCUCCAUCUCAUUACCUUAUGAAUCAGCUGGGGUAUAAAAACAACAAAAACAACAAAACAAAAUCACUUUCCCCAUAAGUCAAUUACCAAAAAACACAGCUCAAACGCAAACAACAGACGACAAAAUAAUGAAGGACCUUUUCCAAACCACAGGGUGCAUCUCUGGCAUGUCCAUGCGUUAGCUUUGUGCUCCCAUGCUCCUGGUCCCAUAGCCUGUAAAGGAGACCAAGUCUGGUCUGGAGGGUCUCAUGCUGUUUCCACAUUGUACCCCAGGCCUCCCCACAGCAGUGGCCCACAUGGGAAAGCUGGCCAGGCGGUGGGAUAAACCAAUUACCCCCCAGAUGGAAGGGACUCCUGCCGGCACACCAUCCGAGGGGCUCCCGGCCUCCCGCUUCCAGGCGCUCCUGGAAAACCCCAGGACGUCGUUCCCUCAGAGCCCG
Messenger RNA from Coregonus sp. 'balchen', 15693 nucleotides. NCBI's taxonomy places the organism in Eukaryota, Metazoa, Chordata, Actinopteri, Salmoniformes, Salmonidae. The record is from the annotation of a GenBank genome assembly.